Hypomesus transpacificus is the source of this 1829-nucleotide messenger RNA. Its product is annotated as serine/threonine-protein phosphatase 2A catalytic subunit beta isoform. Gene Ontology annotation, molecular function: protein serine/threonine phosphatase activity. Gene Ontology annotation, cellular component: cytosol. The record is from RefSeq and is a predicted model, not a curated record. Bases 328 to 1257 code for a protein of 309 amino acids. The transcript is spliced from 7 exons. Gene Ontology annotation, biological process: peptidyl-serine dephosphorylation; mitotic cell cycle. Lineage: Eukaryota; Metazoa; Chordata; Actinopteri; Osmeriformes; Osmeridae.
AUGUUAUUGUUGUAGCUCCUUUAGCUGGUGGUGGUGCCUUGGUGCUGCAAUCCUCGGUCGCUGGAUUCUGCCGCAUCGGGGAAUUUCGAUCCAUUCUUACCCCUUCAAAUUUGUUGUUCCCCAUCAGAAAUAACGUCGUUAACUAAAUUGAAACGUCAAAGUGAUACGUCAGUUAAGUUGUUUAGGUUCUUAUAGUUAGCAUAGGUACCAGUUUUAGCGGGACUAAUAGAGCGGCUAACAAUACAUUCAGCUAAGCUACGCUAGCAAGAGCGAGCUAACAAGAAAUUAGCAUCUGCAUCACAUCGGUGGCUGGCUUCCGCGGCUGUCAUGGACGACAAAUCUUUUACUAAAGAAUUAGAUCAAUGGAUCGAACAAUUGAACGAGUGUAAGCAGUUAUCGGAAAAUCAAGUCAGGACACUCUGCGAAAAGGCCAAGGAGAUUCUCACAAAGGAAUCAAAUGUGCAAGAAGUGCGAUGUCCUGUGACCGUCUGCGGGGAUGUCCAUGGGCAGUUUCAUGAUCUUAUGGAGCUCUUCAAAAUUGGUGGAAAAUCCCCUGACACCAACUACCUGUUUAUGGGUGACUACGUGGAUAGAGGGUACUACUCUGUGGAAACGGUUACUCUACUCGUCACAUUAAAGGUUCGGUACCAAGAGAGAAUCACUAUUCUCCGAGGAAAUCAUGAGAGCAGGCAAAUCACUCAGGUGUAUGGGUUUUAUGACGAGUGUUUGAGGAAGUAUGGCAAUGCCAACGUGUGGAAAUACUUCACAGACCUCUUUGACUAUCUCCCACUAACUGCACUUGUAGAUACACAGAUCUUCUGCCUUCACGGAGGCCUGUCUCCAUCCAUAGACACUCUGGAUCACAUACGAGCCCUGGACCGCCUGCAGGAGGUCCCACAUGAGGGCCCCAUGUGUGACCUGCUGUGGUCUGACCCUGAUGACCGUGGCGGCUGGGGCAUCUCCCCCCGUGGUGCCGGCUACACCUUCGGACAGGACAUUUCUGAGACCUUCAACCAUGCCAACGGCCUAACCCUGGUCUCUCGUGCCCACCAGCUGGUCAUGGAGGGAUACAACUGGGGCCAUGACAAGAAUGUUGUCACCAUCUUCAGUGCGCCAAACUACUGCUAUCGUUGUGGCAACCAAGCGGCUAUUAUGGAACUGGAUGAUACUCUUAAAUAUUCUUUCCUACAGUUUGAUCCUGCUCCUCGACGUGGUGAACCCCAUGUGACCAGACGUACUCCUGACUACUUCCUGUGAAUGUCCAAAGCUAUCCUCGUUGUCCCAAAAUCUCCACUUAAAAAUUUGAAUAUACUGUACAAGGGAGGUUUAAUAAUUGGAGGAUAAGGUUUAAAAAGAAAAAGGAAAAAAAAAAAACCUGCAAACAGUUAAAACAGGGAGCAAAAGCCCCUCUAUGGUUGUCUAGGAUAUGCUGUCAUUACGCUGUGCUGAUGAAACAUUUACAAUACAUGUUUAAGAUUAUAUUCUGUUUGUUUAAUACAUGUUUAAAAUGAUUGAAAUAUGAAAGUACCAACGUGGACCAAAAUGUGCCAUAUGAUCUUUUAAGACAUGUAAAACUCGCAAGUUUUUUUAAAACAGCAAUAUAGCCCUAUUUGAUCUCUCAAUGACACAUCUCAUAGCAAAUACAGUAAAUUGUGCUUUUUUUGUUGCAAAACUAUUGGUAAGAGUGCUUAAAGUAGUAAAACGGUCAUUUUUAGCAACUCAGGCCUAAUGGCAUGCAGAAAAGUGACUUGUGCUGAUGGAUGUCCCCAGCCAGCGUAUACCAUAAUUUGAAUAAAGACAAUGGACGUAUGAUUAAACAGUUCUGUUGA